Ailuropoda melanoleuca (giant panda) is the source of this 3781-nucleotide messenger RNA. RefSeq names its product solute carrier family 10 member 7 (gene SLC10A7). The record is from RefSeq and is a predicted model, not a curated record. Gene Ontology annotation, cellular component: plasma membrane. Lineage: Eukaryota; Metazoa; Chordata; Mammalia; Carnivora; Ursidae. Bases 200 to 1240 code for a protein of 346 amino acids. The transcript is spliced from 12 exons.
CUGGAUACUACUACUCCCAGCCCUCCUCAAAGCCGCCGGAGCAACUCUCCGGUCUUGUUUACAAGUGGCAAUUUGACUUGCUCUGCUGCAUGUCUGGAGGGACCGUGGAAAGUGUGGAGACGCCCCGGGGAUUAAGCGAUCGCAGCUUAAAAAGAAAAAAAGCCAAACAAAUAAACAAAACCCACCCACCCUAACAAACAUGAGGCUGCUGGAGAGAAUGAGGAAAGAAUGGUUCAUGAUUGGAAUAGUGCUGGCGAUCGCCGGAGCUAAACUGAAGCCAUCCAUAGGGGUGAAUGGGGGACCACUGAAGCCAGAAAUAACCGUCUCCUACAUUGCUGUUGCAACAAUAUUCUUUAACAGUGGACUAUCGUUAAAAACAGAGGAGCUGACCAGUGCUUUGGUGCAUAUAAAACUGCACCUUUUCAUUCAGAUCUUCACACUUGCAUUCUUCCCAGCAACAAUAUGGCUUUUUCUUCAGCUUUUAUCAAUCACACCCAUCAAUGAAUGGCUUCUAAAAGGUUUGCAGACAGUAGGUUGCAUGCCUCCCCCUGUGUCUUCUGCAGUGAUUUUAACCAAGGCAGUUGGUGGAAAUGAGGCAGCUGCAAUAUUUAAUUCAGCCUUUGGAAGUUUUUUGGGCAUCGUUAUAACACCCCUGCUGCUGCUGCUUUUUCUUGGCUCGUCCUCUUCUGUGCCUUUUACAUCUAUUUUUUCUCAGCUUUUUAUGACUGUUGUGGUUCCUCUCAUUAUUGGACAGAUUGUCCGAAGAUACAUCAAGGACUGGCUGGAGAGAGAGAAACUGCCUCUCGGCGCCGUCAGCAGCAGUGUGCUCCUCCUCAUCAUCUACACCACGUUCUGCGACACGUUCUCUAACCCGAGUAUCGACCUCGAUACAGUCAGCCUCGUCCUCGUACUGCUCAUAAUAUUUUCUGUUCAGCUGAGUUUCAUGCUUUUAACCUUCCUCUUUUCAACAAGGAAUAAUUCGGGUUUCACACCAGCAGACACUGUGGCUAUCAUUUUCUGUUCUACACACAAAUCCCUCACACUAGGAAUUCCAAUGCUGAAGAUCGUGUUUGCGGGCCACGAGCACCUCUCCCUAAUAUCUGUGCCCUUGCUCAUCUACCACCCAGUUCAGAUCCUCCUGGGAAGUGUGUUGGUGCCAACAAUAAAGUCUUGGAUGGUGUCAAGACAGAAGAUACUGUCCAGCUCUGAACACCAUGUUGUCCUUUCUUAUAGGGAGUGAAGUUGACAAGGCCAACAGUAUAACGAAGGAGGCGGUCUUUAUGCAGCGAUGUAUAUAUGUACAGGAUUGUACAUACAGACAGUUCUGAAGACUUGUACUUGUGAAUGUUGCUUCGGUGCAUAUUUUAUUUUUUUACACAAAAAUAUGAUAUAACAGUUUAAGUGCCUUAAAAUGUAUUUGGCAGGAGCGUUAUUUCCAAAACCUACUUUGUUGGUUACUGCCAGGGGUGGUACUGUAUUUUGGAGUGGUUUUUGUUUUGUUUUGUUUUGUUUUGUUUUGUUUUGUUUUUCCAAACACAGGAAACCAUGAUCGUGACAAAAAGCAAACAUGCUUUCCUCGUACCACCUUUGGUGCAGUACAACCCUUCACUAGUUACUGCGCUGUUUGAAAUGAGGUCACACCAUCAGGAAAAUGCCCUUCUGAGGACAGUGAAAAUUUCCAAAGUCUUAUUCGUGAAUACUUUGAUUUAUUAUGUGAUUCUUUGUUUCUACAACUGUGACAUGCCUCUUCCUUAUCAACUCAGCAGGGGUCAUAGAUUGCAUAGAUGCUGAAAGGCAUAAGUUAUCUGCAUUUCUUGACAUCAUUUUUUAGACAUUCCUUCAGAUAGUUGUUUCCACGCAGAAAUUCCUCAGUCCCAUUAUAAGAGAUUGUGGUGUUAUAGGUCUUAAAUUUAUUAUAAGCUGCUUCAAAGAAAGAGCCUGAUGUUUGAGCUAUAAGGAAGUGAAGUUUUGAGAUAAACUACAGGACUUGGUAUUCAGGAUUUUUUGAAAUUAUAUUUCAUAUAUUUUCCCUCUUUCUGCCAUAAUUUCUUUCUUACCUGUUUUCCAGCACACUUGCAAACUCCUGACAGCCAAAUGUGAGACGUGCAAAUGUUACAGUCAGUUUGAAAACAGCAACAAUUAAUGAUGGAUUGUAGUCACAUUCCACAACUGAGACCAGAAUUUUUUCUUGUUACGCAGAUGUCUGAGCACAAAUUGCCCCUUUUAGCCAGAAGCAGCCUGUUUCAUCCUUGAAUUAAGCACACUUAAGGCAUUUGAGACGAGUUAUUAACGAAAAUUUCCUUGGCAGAUUUGACAAAUGUUUGCAACAGUUUUUUGAAAUUAAAUCAUAUUGUUCUUAUGAAUAAAUAAAAAUAUAAAGGUCAUGGACACAAACAAAUGUUACAUAUAUACAUUUUGUCUAGCCAGAUGGAAAGAAAAAUGGGCACGGAAAAUAACAAAACCAUUCAUUAACCAAAAGAUCAAAUAAAAUGAGUCCCCAAUUGGGCAUCAGCUUUCAAAGGAGUAUUCAAUCUUUGCUUCGACUGUGGCUGGACGAACUUUCACUGGACACAAAUAGAGGAGAAAGAGAUAUAGAGAAUUAGGGGACAGUUGUUCUGUUUCCUGCCCAGCAUUUGGUCACGUCCUCUCCGCAUGUCCUUUCUUGAUUUGACAGACAGUAGUGGCAUCCUGGGUCACACUGAGGCUGACUCUGUGGUCAGCAGCAGAAAAGAUCAUUCCUUAGAAACUUCCCAGGUUUAUCAGUAGCGUAAAUUCAUAAUUAUCGUCACAGCCAGGUCUCAUCUUGUGUUACUUCGGACCAUUUCAAUAUUGCUGGACCUCAUCCAUUUCACAGGAGUUAUCCUCAGUGUAAAUUUUAAGGCUAAUGCCAGACUCUGCAAAAAUGUGUGGUGAACAGGCUGUUGGUCAAGAAUUUCACUUAUACCUAAAACUCCGGUAAUUUUGCUCGAUAUUUCUGAUGCUCACAAAUGGAGCACAGAAAGAUUUUUGUGUUUUGUUCCUACAACUUUCUUGGAAUUUCAAAGGCAAUGGGGUUGUCUGUCUGUCUGUCUGAGCUAUAAAAAUCUUUCUCCCCAGCAUCAGAAUACUGAUUUUUUUCUCCCCAACUCAUCUACCUCUAUUGUCUGACACCUACAGUAGGUGUGAUUAUGGGAUAAGGGUCAACUGAAAAUGCUAUAACGUGCUUUAAAAAAAUAUGUUUUGUUUUCGAAUAAUCUCUACAUAGUGCAUUUUGGUGGCUUUAGUGAUAUGUUUAUGCCUAUUUCUUUUUUUACACAAAUAUUAUGACAUAUUUUUCCAUAAAGAAUAAAAAUUAAAAUCACAAUUUAUUUGUAAUUCAUGCUUAUUGGGAUUUAAUUAUUAAAAAACCUCAAAAUAUUUUAUUAUUGUGUUAUGCACUGUCAGGCUAUCCGUUUAUGCAUUUUUUUGUCUAAAUGUAUUUAUGAAGGAAAUACAUUAGAUUAUAUUUAUGUUUACUCAUUUUUCCACCUGCAUUUUUUUAAGUGUUUGUUAUGAAAUUUGAUUUUUUUUAAUGGGUGGUAAUGUUAAUCUUUUCAUGUGUUCUUUUCUAAGUUUUAAAUUUUGUAUUUUUUAAAAAUUCCCUAUUCUGUUUAAAACUAACACACCUCUGGCCAAUGUUCAGUGUUUGUUUAUGCUAAAUACCAAAUUUUUACAAAAGGAUUGGUGAAAUAAUAAAGUGGAUUAUUUAUGAUGAAUGGAAGAUGGAAAUAAUUCUAUGAUUAAACAAAGAAAUGUUUCAGAA